Molecule: messenger RNA, 1544 nt
Organism: Brachypodium distachyon (stiff brome)
Lineage: Eukaryota; Viridiplantae; Streptophyta; Magnoliopsida; Poales; Poaceae
Product: putative disease resistance protein RGA3
Exons: 3
Coding region: 708-1544 (278 amino acids)
Biological process (GO): defense response to other organism
Molecular function (GO): ADP binding
Source: RefSeq, a predicted model, not a curated record
GUAGAUAAGAACUAGUUGCAGGAUCAACGGACCCAUUCUGGGCUUGCAAGCCGCGCUGGUAAUUGACGUUGUCUCAUGGGCCGAGUUGGACGAGGCCCAGUCGUAGCUUGGUCCAGUUGCUCAGGGGCCAGCUCCUCCAGGUCGCUGACAAAAUGGCAGCCCAUUCCAUCAACGAAAAGGCCCACUGAACACGGACCGGAAGGCAGCCAUUUCUCUUCAGUAUGGGCCGCCGCCGCCACCCGCUGCCUCCUCCCCAGCCGCAGACCACCAUGCUCGCCGCAGCUCUGCUUCCGCGGCCACGCUGCCUACUACCUCCGGCCGCUGGCCGGCGCGCUGCCGCUUCCCUGCUUCCCGCUGCAGCCGCUGCUCUCCCCCCCGCCGGCCGCUGGCCACGUGAUAGCGCUUCGAUGGAGGCUGACCUCCUCUCCUCGAUGGUACGGCCGGCGCAUAUUCUUCCUCGGCUCUGGCCACCGGCGGCGACCUCUGGCUGUUGGGGAAAAACAGGUAGCCACAUGGCAGUGGUUAGGCUCGUCAGGACCUUGCCGAAAGCUCGGGCCGAGCUUGGUUUUCAGACUCGACAGCUUCCCGAGCUCGGCUCGAGAACGGCGAGCUUUUGGCAGCCGGCUCGGCUCGCGUCCAUCCUGAAUGACAAUUGACACACCACGUUCUCCCUCAGAAAGUAUCUCCCAAUUGGUCCUAGGAUACCAAUGGCUAAAAAGAUGGAGAAGAUGAGAGUCGACCUGGAGGUGAUCACAGAUCAACACAAGAAGUUCAAACUAAUGGCGGACACUAAUGCCAAUGAGCUGAAAGUGGUUGAUAUACGGGAAACAUCAUCAAUGAUGGAAGCCCAGAUCAUCAUUGGGAGGACUGGAGAGAGAGAGAAACUAUUGGCUUCUUUAUCUGAGAGCGUGACUGGAGGGAUGACAAUCCUUCCAAUAUAUGGCAUAGGAGGUCUUGGCAAGACAACCUUAGCUAAAAUGGUUUACAAUAGUAACCAAUUCAAAGACUACUCUCAGGUGUGGGUUUACGUGCCCCAGAUAUUUGAUUUGAAGAAAAUUGGCAAUUCCGUAAUAUCACAACUAUCAGAGAAGGAGAGUCGGUACACCGGAGUGCAAAUGAUACAGAGUUCCCUAUCAAAGCUACUAGCUGAUAAGAAAAUUUUCAUUGUUUUGGAUGACCUGUGGGAGGAUAUGGAAUCUCAUUUGGAUAGUCUCAAGGCUAUGCUAAGGGUCGGGAAGGGCAGUAAGGUGGUUGUUAUAGUAACCACACGUGACGAGGGCAUUGCAAAGAAAAUGUCUACCAUUGAACCACACAAAUUAGCACCAUUGACAGGUGACAUGUGUUGGUCUAUAAUAGAGCAAAAGUGUGACUUUGAAUCUAGACUUGACAAAGAAGAGUUGGAACAAAUUGGAAUGGAGAUUACAAUGAAGUAUAAAGGUGUGGCUUUAGCAGCUCAAUCACUUGGACAUAUGUUGCAUUCUGUGACGUUUGGUGAAUGGGAGUCAGUGAGAAAUAGUCAUAUCUGGGAUGUUGCAAGAUUGUAA